Messenger RNA from Siniperca chuatsi (mandarin fish), 5063 nucleotides. It is a transcript of the gene aacs, whose product is annotated as acetoacetyl-CoA synthetase. Gene Ontology annotation, molecular function: acetoacetate-CoA ligase activity. The transcript is spliced from 18 exons. The coding region runs from base 206 to 2236 and encodes 676 amino acids. Gene Ontology annotation, biological process: lipid metabolic process; positive regulation of insulin secretion. Gene Ontology annotation, cellular component: cytosol. Lineage: Eukaryota; Metazoa; Chordata; Actinopteri; Centrarchiformes; Sinipercidae. The record is from RefSeq and is a predicted model, not a curated record.
UACUUGGCAGCCCCACGCUCGUCUUUGACAGUGAGCGUUGGUAGCUGUCUCCCACUGUAAUUCCCUAGCCAUUCAAACUAAGUAGCUAGCUAGCCAGUGAUCUAGUUUAACACGAGCCCUCACCUUAAAGGACAGUUAGCUGAAGAAAGGCGCUCGGUACUCGCGCUAACCGGUGUUUGGCAGCCGACAAAGGGACACGACAAAGAUGUCUAUAGACACGGAAGGGAAGAGCGAGAAAAUUAUGUAUAUGGAGAGCAAGGUGUUGUGGUACCCGGACUCCAAGAGGAACACACAGAUGGACAAGUUUAGGAUACAGGUCAACGGGGACUACGGACUUAAUCUGGCCAACUACAAUGACCUGUACCAGUGGUCGGUGGACAGCUACUCGGAGUUCUGGGCAGAGGUGUGGCGCUUCUGUGGAGUAGUCAGCUCCAAACCAUAUGAAGAGGUGGUGGAUGUAUCCAAACAGAUCUCAGAUGUUCCAGAGUGGUUUAAAGGAGCUCGGCUCAACUACACUGAGAACUUGCUCAAACAUGCAGACCAGGACAAAGUCGCUCUCUAUGCUGCAACGGAGGCAAAUGAGGAGAUUGUGAAGGUGACGUUUGGGGAGCUGAGGCGUGAUGUGGCGUUGUUUGCUGCAGCCAUGAGGAAGAUGGGCAUCCAGACUGGAGACAGGGUCGUAGGCUACCUACCCAAUGGUAUCCAUGCAGUGGAGGCCAUGUUAGCAGCUGCCAGCAUCGGAGCCAUUUGGAGUUCCACAUCUGUUGAUUUUGGAGUCAACGGUGUCCUUGACAGGUUUUCUCAAAUCCAGCCCAAGCUGAUCUUCUCUGUUGCCGCUGUGGUUUACAACGGCAAAACGCAUGACCACAUGGAAAAGCUGACCAGUGUUGUCAAAGGUCUGCCUGACCUGAAGAAAGUAGUGGUGAUUCCCUACGCUCGCUCCAAACACGAGACUGACCUCUCCAAGAUCCCCAACAGCGUAUUUCUAGACGAUUUCUUGGCAUCUGGGCGUGGUGAGGUCGACCAGUUUCCUCAGCUGGAGUUUGAGCAGCUUCCAUUCAGUCAUCCUCUGUUCAUCAUGUACUCUUCUGGCACCACAGGAGCUCCUAAAUGUAUGGUUCACUCUGCUGGGGGCACGCUCAUCCAACACUUGAAAGAACACAUUCUCCAUGGCAAUAUGACCAGCAGUGAUGUCAUCAUUUAUUACACCACGACCGGCUGGAUGAUGUGGAACUGGCUGGUGUCUGCUCUGGCAGUGGGAGCCUCUGUGGUUUUAUAUGAUGGUUCACCACUAAUGCCCACACCCAAUGUGCUGUGGAACCUAACAGACCAGCUGGGCAUCACUAUCUUUGGUACCGGGGCCAAGUGGCUGUCUGUGCUGCAGGAGAGGAACCUGAAACCCGCGGAAACACACAACCUCCAGUCUCUCCACACCAUCCUGUCUACUGGAUCUCCUCUAAAACCUCAGAGCUACGACUACGUCUACCGCUGCAUCAAGAGCAACGUGCUGCUGGGCUCCAUCUCAGGCGGCACUGACAUAGUGUCAUGUUUCAUGGGUCAGAACCCAACAGUUCCAGUGUAUCGUGGCGAGAUCCAAACAAGAAACCUCGGCAUAGCUGUGGAAGCCUGGAGCCUUGAAGGUAAGCCUGUAUGGGGAGAGAGUGGGGAGCUUGUCUGCUUGAAGCCAAUCCCCUGCCAGCCAACACACUUCUGGAAUGAUGAGAACGGGAGCAAAUACCACAAAGCGUACUUUUCUACAUAUCCUGGGGUGUGGGCCCAUGGAGACUACUGUAAAAUAAACCCAAAGACAGGAGGCAUUGUCAUGCUGGGCAGAAGUGAUGGUACACUGAACCCCAAUGGAGUCCGAUUUGGCAGCUCGGAGAUCUACAACAUUGUGGAGGCAUUCGAGGAAGUGUCAGACAGUCUUUGCGUUCCUCAGUACAACGCCGAUGGAGAAGAGCGAGUUAUUUUGUUCUUAAAGAUGGCACCUGGUAAGCCCUUCUGUCCGGAGUUGGUGGCGAAGAUUAAAGGAGCCAUUAGAAAAGCUCUUUCUGCCCGACACGUCCCUGCUCUGCUGCUGGAGACCAGAGACAUUCCUUACACCAUCAGCGGUAAGAAGGUGGAGGUGGCUGUGAAACAGGUGAUUGCUGGCCGGGAGGUGGCACAAAGAGGAGCUUUCUCCAACCCUGAUUCACUGGACCUUUACAAGAACAUUCCUGAACUGCAAAACUAUUAGAGAUGAGGCUUCACGGAGCUGAAGAGAGGACCUGCAAAAGAGAACCACCUGACAAGAAUUCAGCUUAGUUUUUAAAUUAACUUUAUUCAAAUUUACAGGCACAGGGAGACAUGCAAAGUGCAUUGCAGGGGUAGUUUACAAAGGCACCCUGAGCUUUGUACAGGGCUUUAAAAAGGAAAAAAUAUGUACGGCAAAACAAUACAAAAAUGGUACAAAUAAUAUGAAUAUAUAAUAGUAAGUCUAUGAUAUCAGGCAGAUAAAACAUUUUGUGUAAUGCUCCAUAGGCUAGCUUUCAAUCAAGUGAUCAAGCAGCUCUUAGUCUACCAUGUUGUUCAAGUAAAUGUUGAACUGGAGUCAGCUUUGGAUGUAAUAUGAUGUGCACAGCAGCGCUUGUGAAUAAGCUCAUGCUCUGAAGACACCAACAAUGGAGAAGCGAAAUUUCGCCUUAGGCUCUUUGCUUUGGCUUCACAGGCUGAUGUUUAUCAGCCAGCGAAGAACCAUAUCUCCCUGUGUCACCUGCUUUAACCCCGGUGUUGGUUCUGAGUGGGUCCCAGACUGAAAAUCCAUGGAAGUGUGCACAUAAAAACACACAAACACCUGGGAUUAACACCUCAGCUUUGGCUCAUAUCAUCAUAUCAUUGUUUUGCGGUGUGUGUAUUUCUUUAUUAAAUGUGUAUAUAUAUGAAUAUAUAUUUUUGGACUGUGAAAUUAUGUUAACAUUAUAGUUAUGCAUUUAAAGAUAGUGACCCAAACCUGUUAACCAAAGUAAAUCUCAGAUUUAGAGGUUCGUAGCAUGUCAGGAGUUGUAGUUUGAAUAAAUGAACCUUUCCAGAUAAAACCUAAAAACCUAAAAAGUUAUUGAUUUCUUGUGUAAUACAUGCUCAAAUCUUAACCCUCAUUUGACUUUGUAACCCUUGAUUCUAUUUCAUUCCAGCCAAGACAUCAAGGCAGGAAUUGAUGAAGCUCUCUACAAGGGAAAGUUAAGCUAUUGUACAGUCAAGAUCAAGUUUGAUCUGAAAGUGAGCAAAUGUUCAUUUCACCACUAAAUCCUGUAGUUAUUAGUUCUAUAUCUAUGUUCCAUGUUUGUUGUAGCGCAAAGAAAAAUGUGCUCUCUUCAAAUAGCUACAGUACAGCCUCUUGCUUUUUGUACAUGGGAAAGCUGAAUUAUUUAUUCAAAACUUCCUCAUGCUGUGUGGCAAAGCCUAAAGGCUAAUUCAUGCUAUUAAAGAUGAAAUGCAGUGGUUUUGGUCACUAGUAGUACUACUGAGGGUGUACAAUAACAAAACACUAAUCACUUGGGUUUAAUUUCCUGUUGGGAGAAAAAAAUACCUGACCAGAAUGUGAAUUGUGGAGAAAUCACAGAUAUAAAUGUCAGAGAAGCAUUUAAUCUUUGGAGGAAAAAAUACGCUGGAGCAAGCAUUUUAUACUGAUACAUAGGUAGCACUUUUCUUAUUGGACCUUUUGUAAUUUUUAAGGAUUAUUCUUAUUUGGCUUUUGAUUCAGUCUUUGUCAUAAAGGUAUGAAUGUCAAAACAAAUCAACUGGAAAACUCUGCAGUUCAUCUUUAAUGUCAUAUUCACUGCUUAAAUUGAAUACAUUUCCUCUUUAAAGGUACCCUGUGGAGUUUUUGACAACUAGUAGCGCUAUGGAGCAAAGCUUUGAUGAGUGGCUCCCCGUUUUGUUUGAAUCUUGUGCACGAGCACACGGGUGACGGGAUGUGUGCCAGGUGCCAUCACAGCGUUCCCAGAAAAGUAGCAAUGCACCAGCAAAACACAUGGAAGAAGACUGCAAACUAGCAAACAUGGACGUAAACAAUGCAGGUUUCAAGUAAAAAAAAACCCAACUACUUUUCAAAUGUUUUAGGAGCUUUUUUAGGCCUCGAGGAUACACACAGUGCUUUUUGGUGAGAAACACUGUAAACAAAACUUUAUUUUUUAGAAGAUAACGCCACAGAGUACCUUUUUAAAGUCUCAAAGACGCAUAGGUUCUCUCUUCUAGAGACAGGGAUCAUAAUUAGAUAACUCUUCACUUUGCACUUUAGUACUAUAUAUGUGACAUUGUUCAUGGUGAAAUCUGGUGAAACGUGGCUGAUCAACUGUUCCAUUCUGCAGUGUGCGUGCAGGUUAUGCCUUUUUUUUUUUUUUUUUUGCAUCAAAUGUUUCUUAUAAUAGGCCAGAAGUUUGCAAACAUAAUUCUGGGUUUGUCACAUGUAAAUAAUAAGUUGGCUGUUUGGUUCUUUGAUGGCCACCUUUAGUGAAUCUACAAUGUAUUUUUACUUUUUUUGGUGUUGUGAGAAAGUUUAUUGAAUCAGAUGUGACAAGUGUCUGAAUUAUUUCUCCAGUAGAUUAUUUGCUCUUUUACACAACAGCAUGAUGAUGAUGGUCAUUGUCUAGGUCUAGUUUAUGUUGGAAGUUGACAGAACCAUGAAUGCAUGUGAACUCUUCUCAUUUGCACACCAUGGCUGUGUUUUUCAGGGGUUAAGUUGUUUACCAAGGGAGAUUUUGUUGCAAGCACGGGUGCAUUUCCUAGUUGACAACUGUCUUCCCAGUAAAGUAAAGCCAGUCUGAGAGCAAAAGCUGAAACAAACGAUUUUGUAUUUCAAAACUUCAGCCUUUUAUACCCAUCGCAGAUUUACAGCAUGUGCAUCCACAUUGUUUUCCUAAGAUAAACUGGGAGACCCUUUAUCCCAUGCUUGCUGGACACAGGAGUUUAAGUCAACAUUUAAGUUUUCUAACAGCUUUACUGAAAUAUUUACUUCUGAGUUCUGACACUAAAACUACCAGCAACUCAAAAGUCCAUAAAAAAUUAAACAGUUUUAUUGAUAUUCA